AUGCAGAGUACAGAAAUGAAAUUAGAUGUUCAAAAAGGUAUUGAACGAAAGUCCAAAAAUAUUAUAAACCAAGCACCGAAAAGAAAAAGAGGCGAGAGUAGUGACGAGGAGACACCUAGUACCGACUCUGAUGAUGAAAGUAAUUUGGAUUCUUCAUCCGACGACAGCACCGAUGAUGGAAGUACCUCGGAUGACGAGCGGAGGACACACGCUCCUCAUGUGAAUCCACUACAACCAUCAAAAGGUGUAAAACAAGCGAUACCAAUGAUAUUUGAGUUAAAAACACAACAGAACAUCCUCGUGCCUCCGCCACAGACACCAUACGAAGCUUUCCGAUGGUUCCUACCUGAUGAUCUGUUAGAUACAAUAGUGAGAGCAACAAAUGACUUCGUGGCACGUCUGCUAAAUGCCACGAAUGAUUUAGAUAAGAAACAAUUUAGUUCUUGGAAAGAUUUAACUAGAAAUGAACUAUUGAUAUUUUUGGGACUACUCCUGCAUACAGGCACAAUUAAGAUGGAUAAUCUAAGCGAUUAUUGGAAGAAAAAUAAUUUGGUAAAUUUAAAGGUUUUCCCAAUGUUUAUGUCACAAGAACGAUUUUUUGAUUUGUUGAAAUCCCUUAAAUUUGGUCUAGAAGAAACAACUUCCUCAAGUCAUGAUGAUAGUUUAGCUGGUUUUCGAUCCAUCGUCCACAAUUUUAAUAAAACAAUGAAAAAAAUCUAUUAUCCAGGAAAACAGCUGACAGUGGCUAAUUUAAGAACAAAAACAGGUACCAGAAGCGUGGACUCCAUAGUACUCGCCGAUAGCAAUGGUAUUAUUCUUAGGUAUCAAGUGCACAUCGACAAUGAUGAGGUGAGCAAAGAUCAACACAUUUUAGAUUUGUUGGAAGGCUUCGACCAAGGUCAUAUUUUGUACGUGGAGAAAUAUUUUAGUUCUCAUAAACUAGCUGCGGAAUUACUUAAUCACAAAACUUACUGCACAUUACAACUCAAUAGAUCAGAUAAAGACAAACUGUUGCCUGGCACCUCUCAGAUUAAGAUUCGCUUCAAAAACCGGUCCAUCAAGAGUAAAUAUUACUUGACUACGGAACAUGGUCGCGAAAUACUGAUCACUUCUGAAUGCAAAGAGAAGUUUAUGACAAUUAUGAAUUAUAAUAAUUUCAUGAUGACCGAAAAGCUGAAGAAUGCGCUGUCUGACCUCCCGUGCACCAACAGUGGGGCCUCGGGGAACCUGCACCAGAUCCUGCUCAUCCAAGCCCUGCAGAUAUACCUAAACAAUGCUUAUCUACUUUUAAAGUUAUAUAAUAAAAACUACCAUAUGAGUUCCUUCGCUUUUAGGGUGUCAGUGCUAAAGUGUUUGCUGCCGGUAACUGAAAUGGCUUCAACGAAUGCGUAG
This is a messenger RNA of Trichoplusia ni (cabbage looper), 1392 nucleotides long. RefSeq lists its product as uncharacterized. The record is from RefSeq and is a predicted model, not a curated record. The transcript has a single exon. Lineage: Eukaryota; Metazoa; Arthropoda; Insecta; Lepidoptera; Noctuidae. The coding region runs from base 1 to 1392 and encodes 463 amino acids.